Messenger RNA from Clarias gariepinus (North African catfish), 6406 nucleotides. It is a transcript of the gene amot, whose product is annotated as angiomotin. Gene Ontology annotation, cellular component: cytoplasmic vesicle; bicellular tight junction; lamellipodium. The transcript has 13 exons. Gene Ontology annotation, biological process: establishment of cell polarity involved in ameboidal cell migration; angiogenesis; actin cytoskeleton organization. Gene Ontology annotation, molecular function: signaling receptor activity. The coding region runs from base 480 to 3509 and encodes 1009 amino acids. Lineage: Eukaryota; Metazoa; Chordata; Actinopteri; Siluriformes; Clariidae. The record is from RefSeq and is a predicted model, not a curated record.
ACACACACUUACACACACACACAUCCUGGAAAACUUUUUUAAUCCACCGAAAAUGAGAUGCGGAUGAACCCGAGCUGGUCGCUACAAAGAAACUCGAAAAGGCAACAUUGUAUCUUAACGUCAUUUUUUUUUAAAAGCAUCUCCAACUUUUUUCUUCUUCUUCUGCUUAACUUGGUCUGUAUGGACUCUCACCCGGCGCCAGCUGAGACGGAUCAGAAGUCCUAACCUGGUGAUCAAGAAGUGCUGCAGGAAGCUGGUGAGAGUGCCUUCCUGUCGUUGACUGCCUGGGCGUUCAGGAGUUCUCGGAUCGCUUGUGAGUUUUGGAGCACCUUGAAGAGUUUGUGGUGAGCGACGAGCCGGGCCGGAAUCAGCGCCAUGAGCAGCCAAGAGUGAACUGAGACGCCAGCUUCAGCAGCCACACAGCAGUACAUCGAUGGGCCCGGUUCUUGACUUGAUGUACAUUUAUUUAUUUGCCACAGAUGUUUCGGAAAAAAGCUUCAUCCUCCUUGAGAAUGCGGAGAAUAUCAGAAAGGGGCGUAGACCGCGGCCGAAGCUCCUCCUUCCAUGAGGUGGGUGGAUUGCGAGAGCUGGAAAUGAGGGGGGCAGCCUCCGUUUCCGAAGAGCCCUCGAACACCGGGGCGAGCGGCGGAGGCCACACCGUCCUGCAGCGGCUAUUGCAGGAGCAGAUGCGCUAUGGAGAAAGCAGAAAUUACCUUGCCUUGCAGCAGCAGCAGCUGCAGCAGCAACAACAGUCACAGCCGCAGCAGCAGCAACAGCAGCUCCUGGGCCCGGGGGACGAACACGCCAUGGUCGCUCACAUUGCCCGACAGGAGCCACAGGGCCAAGAGCUGCAGGCAGACAACGGCAUGGAGAAGCAGAUGAACCCACGAGGAGCGGGCGGCGGAGGUGGCAGCGCAGGAGCCGGAUCCCAAGGCCAGAACCCUGAGGACUUGCCUUCGUACGAGGAAGCCAAGGUGCAGUCACAGUAUUUCCGUGGCCACCAGCCACAACCGCAGCUUGGCCCGACGGUGGGCGCUGCUUUCUAUGUCACCGGUGUCACCAAUGCAAAGGUACGUCCUCCGGAGGGCCGCCCCGCAGUACAGAGGCUUGGUGCAGCCAAAGUGCACCAGGACGAUGGCCUGAAGGACCUCAAGCAGGGUCAUGUGCGCUCUCUCAGCGAGAGGCUUAUGCAGCUUUCUCUGGCCACCAGCGGUGUCAAAGCCCAUGCACCCGUUACCAGUGCGCCACUCUCACCCCAGCUCCCUCAACCCCCAGGACCACCAGGGGACUACUACAAACCAGUGGGACCUCACCGCGGCCCGCCCCCAGACUACCCCUAUAAAGGUCUACAUUCACCACCCAAACAGCAACAGCACCACCAUCCACAGCACCAAGAUCCAGGACACUACUAUUCAGACCACCGAGGCUCAGCUCAACAGUCCAGAGCCGACGUCCCUCAUGUCCGUUACCAGCCACCGCCCGAGUAUGGCUCUUUCCGCUCCAAUAAAGAGAGCUCAGGACACUCCCAAAGGCCCAUCCAUCAGCACAGCCCCACGUCCUCCGUCACCUCUGUGGGUUCACUGUCCCGCGCUCAGUCCUCCACUCUCAGCAGCAUCCUGGCUUCUUCGCAUUCUUCUGCAGCUAUGGUCCACCAGGUUGAACCACCCUUCACAAUGGGGCCACGGAGCCCACAGGGGCCUGGCUCUCAUCAGGGCGAGCCAUACGGCCAGAGCCUGCCUCACCCCUCGUCUCAUCAACGGCCUCAUGGCUUCCCUCAUGACCCCUAUGGCUCGGCACCCAGAGGCCUCCACCUGCAUCAGCACCAGUUUCAUCCGCAGUCGCAGCAGCAGCCUGGCCCAGGCCAGCACUACCCACACCCCCACUCGCUCCAGGGUGACCCCUAUGCCAUGUUAGCACGUGCGCAGCAAAUGGUGGACAUGCUGACUGAGGAGAACCGGCAACUCAAGCAGGAGAUGGAGGUGUGUGGGGAGAAGGUGUCCAAGCUUCAGAAGCUAGAGACUGAGAUCCAGAUGGUGUCUGAGGCUUAUGAGAACCUGGCCAAGUCCUCGUCCAAGAGGGAAGCCCUGGAGAAGACCAUGAGGAACAAACUGGAGCUGGAAGUGCGCAGGCUGCACGACUUCAACAGAGAUCUAAGAGAGCGUAUGGAAACAGCCAACAAGCAGCUAGCAGCCAAAGAAUGUGAGGGCACAGAGGACAACCGCAAAACCAUCUCUCAGCUCCUGGCUCAGAACAAAGAGACGCAGCGGGAAAAGGAGAAACUUGAGAUCGAGCUUAACGCGUUGCGCUCCACCAACGAGGACCAGCGCAGGCACAUCGAGAUCCGCGACCAGGCCCUGAACAACGCUCAGGCUAAAGUGGUCAAACUGGAGGAGGAGCUUAAGAAGAAGCAGGUCUACGUGGAGAAGGUGGAGCGCAUGCAGCAGGCUCUGGCUCAGCUACAGGCUGCCUGUGAGAAGCGAGAGCAGUUGGAGCACAGGCUACGCACACGGCUGGAGAGAGAGCUAGAGUCACUCAGGAUGCAACAGAGAUCUGGAAGCUCGCAGAACCCUUCAGGUCCCGAGUACAGCACGGCGACCCUGAUGGAGCACCUGCGCGAGAAGGACGAGAGGAUUUUGGCUUUGGAGGCCGACAUGACCAAGUGGGAGCAGAAAUAUUUAGAGGAGAGCGUCAUGAGACAGUUUGCCCUGGACGCUGCUGCAUCUGUUGCUACGCAAAGAGACACGUCAUCAGCUAUGAUCAGCCACUCGCCCAGCAGCAGCUAUGACACCUCGGUGGAGGCACGCAUUCAGAAGGAAGAGGAGGAGAUCCUCAUGGCGAACCGCCGCUGCCUGGACAUGGAAAGCCGCAUCAAGAACCUCCACGCGCAGAUCAUCGAAAAGGACGCCAUGAUCAAGGUGCUGCACCAACGUUCACGAAAGGAGCCAGGCAGCAAAUCCGACGGCCCGUCGGCCAUGCGUCCCUCCAAGUCCCUCAUGUCCAUAGCCACGGGCUCGAGCGGGUUGGGCAGCUCAGGCCUGCUCUCUCACUCACUGGGCUUCAGCGGGAGUAGCCCGAUUACGGAGGAACGCAAGGAGGACCGCAGCUGGAAGGGCAGUCUGGGUGUAUUAUUGGGGCCAGAAUUCAGAGGUGACUCCUUGAGGACAGAGUCCAUUUCGUCUUCCCCGUCUCCGGUGCUUCCCUCCACACCGAUGCCAGCCACUGCCCACUCGAAGACAGGCAGCCGGGACAGCUGUACGCAGACGGACAAGAGUCAGGAGUCCAGCAAACCCAGCACCCCGGCGCUGCAGAGCGUAGCAGCCAACAACCGCAUCAGCAGCCCCAGUCCUGUCUACAUUCCUGACCGUCUAGCAGACGUUCCAGUGUUCCACAACAGUACUCUGGAGAGGAGAGCUCCGGUGCAGUCUCAUCAACAACCCCAAUCUCAACCCCAAUCACCGGCACAAAAGCAGGAAGAUGUAGAUAACGAGAUGGUGGAAAUACUCAUCUGAACACACACUCGAUCAAACACACACACGCGCAACAGGUGAAGGAUUUGUCGUGUUCGUACUUUGGGGACACUCAUGGCGUAUUGAAAUGCACUACAUUUUUAUGCCCUGUAUAAAACAAUACACCACGUCGGUCAUGAUGAACGUUUUGUACAGUAUUCUCUGGUGGCAUUCUGUGGAGUUUAGGACCAAAUGUAUUGGCAACCUUUUUUUUUUUUUUUUGCAUUUAUUGCACUACUUUUAAAGCUUUCAACAUUAUUUGAACUAGAUAGUGCACAUAUACCAAUGUUAUCGAUUUUCGGCACUUAUAUGAUAGUAUGACAAAUAGUGAAAUAGUCGUUACAUGUAAAUACUAUAUCUUAAUACUGUAAGACCACGUGUAAGAUAGGAGUGUACGGCCCUGUGAACUUUAAAGGCACUGCUGGAGUGUUGAAGAGUACUGACCUCACAGAACUGCGUAGUCUGUGGUUGUGCUGCGUCUGCAAAAAGAAAAACCCAACUGGUUUUGGGUUUGUGGUAGCAAGUGAUUGUGAGUGAAUAUGGGGUGUUUUUAAUUUUUUGUAAGGGGGCGGGGUUUGGACCAGCAAGUGUCCUUCUUUCCACUCAAACUGCAUCUGUGCGUGAAGCACCACGCCGUGUGACGUGGUGAGCUUCUCAAGCAGUCAUUUCAUACAACAAGGUCUGCCAAGUCUCUAUUCAUUUCAUUUUUUUUGUGGUGACUACGAGGGGCGUUCAAGUCAAACCGGGACUUGUGAUGAAAUUUCUGGUGAAUGAAGGUGUGAAAGUGAUUGAUAUUUACAGAUGAGUCUCUUAGACAUUUAAACGGUGCAAACAUUUUAAAGAGGACUGUGACCGACGAUCUGCAGUCAUUCGACUAUAACUUGUUAGAAACUUGCGGAAGAAAGAGACGCAUCUGUCUGUGGGAACUGUACACACAGUCAUUUACCAACACCACUUGCAUGGUAUAGGAACCUGACUGGGGGUUAUUGCCACAUCCCCAGUACAGUCCUGAUCUCGCUCCAAGCCAUUUCUAUUUUUGAUAAAGGAGUUCCUAGGAGGUCACCGUUUCAGGCGUGAAUCAGACAGGAAGUCCGAUCAUGGCUGCGGCAUACUGAGGAAUCUUUCUACCCUGAUGGUAUCCAAGCACUAGUGAAACGCUGGAAUAAGUGCAUUAGUGUAGCAGGGGAUUAUACAGAGAAAUAAAGGGAGUUUUUACUCUCAGAACUGUGUUCUGUUAUUCUACACAAUUAAAAGUCCUACUUUGACUUGAACGCCCAUCGCUUAUAUUGUCUGUUAUACUGUAUAUAAUUUGAUGUCGUGUUUGAGAAAUUCCAGGGAAUUCAUAGUAUACAUUUCGCUUUCGACCAAAGGAAACUGAGAAGAUUUACACCAUGUAUACGUGUUAUAAAGAAUAGAUGAACAAAAUGACGCUCCAUUAAGCUGGAUCGAAACGGUUGGUCUGCUAAAUUUAGCCAAUUAAUGUGUCAUAUAAAUUUUCCAUAUAAUUUUUUUUUUUUUGCUCAGUGUGUUCAUAAAAUCUGACAUCUUAAUGGUUCAUAUCAUUUCCUUUUUUUUUUUUUUCAUGUACAUAUUUACAAAUUCAGGAAUGUGUGAAAUCUGGUCAAUAUUUUUUAUAUUGUCACCGAAAACAUAGUGUUUUUUUUUUUUUUUUAAUACCAACACAUAAUAUAUACAAUAUAAAACACAAUAAUUGAUGUAUUAAAUUAGAUGUUAAAAUGACUUCAUGAAAAAGAAAUACCUCUCACUCUCCACAGUUACAUUAUUAUUAUUAUUACUAUUAUUUUAUGUGAACUACAUCAUUCUACAUACAGUGUAACUGGACAAGUAUGGGCUGCGCCUUAAAUUUCUACGAACACAAACGCUGCAUUCAUGACCGAGUGAGCAACAAGAGGUUUCCGACAUACCAGUUGGAAAGGUGCAUUUUCCAUUUGCAAAAGCUCUUCAUUUCGUAAAGUGUAAAAAAUGUGACAUCAUUUAAACGUGGUGGUGCCGAUGAUGAUGGUGAUGAUAAAUAAGUUUGGUACUUCUUUUAGCAAUCUUUUAAACAUGUUGGGUUAUACUUCUUAAAUUAAAAUGUUAAUCGCCAUUCGGCAAGGUUUUUUUUUUUAGCUGAUUUAUCAUAAUUUUUUUUUAGCAGCUUAUGAUGUCCACUUUUAAACAAAUUUCAACGUUAUCCAAUCUGAGUCAAGUCUUCAAUUCUAUUUUUGAAGACAGUGAAGACUUUUUUAACAGGAUUUGUAUUUAUAUAUAUAUAUACAUACAAAUCAAUUUGUAUUUAUAUAUAUAUUUUUUUAUACAUUGUGACAUUUCAUUAUUUAAAUUUUGCAAUUUCUAUUUAAAUUUAUUUAUCUAGGCAAAUAGUUGGACAAAUCAUCUUUAUAAACUUAAAAAAAAACUUAAAUUAUUGACAAUCUCUAUAUAAAUUUCUGAAAAUGCGUAUAUUAACUGUAAUAAAUUGCAGCCUUUUGAGAUUAAGUAAUUGACAUAUCAUGAUUUUGAUUUGAUUGUGUAGCGCUACCCUUAAUGUACAUAUAUUUCCAAAUUUGCUUGAACACCCUCAUGUAGGAAGUAGGAAAUUCUAAGUUCAAAAUAUUUUCCAGUUGUCAUGAAUGCAGCAUAAGUGUUUAUUAUAUUAGUGUUUAGGUGAACUUUAAUAGUUUAAAGUUACAUUCUAGCUGAAUGUAUGAUUAGUCAGUUAUGAUCAUAUUAACAGACGUGCCAACUUGGCUAACGGCAAAAUCCUAGCAGGCAACGAGAACACAAGCACCAAUCUCACAAACCACCUGUUUAUAGAUCCACAAAAGGCACAAGAUUAAAGUUUACCAAGAUAGUCAGCAUAAAACAGAAUAAUAAAAAAAAAAUUUCCCCUUGCAUUUGCU